This is a messenger RNA of Hirsutella rhossiliensis, 393 nucleotides long. RefSeq lists its product as uncharacterized. Bases 1 to 393 code for a protein of 130 amino acids. NCBI's taxonomy places the organism in Eukaryota, Fungi, Ascomycota, Sordariomycetes, Hypocreales, Ophiocordycipitaceae. The transcript has 2 exons. The record is from RefSeq and is a predicted model, not a curated record.
AUGACCGUCUACGUCUUGCUCGCUUGCCUUCCGGCCCGAAGACACCACAUGCAAGCCUCCUCAAUACCAACCAGCGUCCAAAUACUCUGCCUCCUGCAUCGCUCCUCAAGUCGCGCUGCUGACGUCGGCGCCCGGUUCGCUCUCCAAGUCAUCGACGACGGCUCCCCAAGCAUCGUGCACUCGCCGCCGCCAUUCCCGACUGCCUCGCCCGUCGCUGCGACACAUCAUCGACGUCGAGAGGCCAGGUCAUGGCCGGCUACGAGCGACCAUGAGCUUCUCCCAGAGGAGAGUAGCCUCCUCAGCGACGAGCUCGCCCUCAACACCAACAACUCGGCCAUGAGCCAGCGCUUGGAGAAGCUGCCCCAGCAGCGCCAACUGCGGGGCCCCAACUAA